Syzygium oleosum is the source of this 1164-nucleotide messenger RNA. Its product is annotated as G-type lectin S-receptor-like serine/threonine-protein kinase At1g61480. Lineage: Eukaryota; Viridiplantae; Streptophyta; Magnoliopsida; Myrtales; Myrtaceae. The record is from RefSeq and is a predicted model, not a curated record. Bases 1 to 1164 code for a protein of 387 amino acids. The transcript has a single exon. Gene Ontology annotation, biological process: recognition of pollen.
AUGAGUAUUUCAUUUUAUUCCUUCAUUUUCCUCCUUUUCUUUAGUGUACUGCAUUGUCAUGCAGUUAACCAGAUUACUCAAUCACAACCACUCUUUCAAAACCAAACUCUUGUCUCCUCCAGUCAAGUCUUCGAGCUCGGUUUCUUCACUCCAAAUGGUUCAGAAAACCGAUAUAUUGGAAUAUGGUACAAGAACAUGACUCCUUCCAAAAUUAUUUGGGUGGCCAACAGGGACAAGCCUAUUGCAUAUAACGACCAGCUCGCUACUCCAAGGAUAGGUGGGGAUGGAAAUCUGCAGCUUCUUGAUGGUCGACACUACUUAGUUUGGUCAGCUAAUGCUUCCAGUCAAACUAAUGAUUCUUCGGCAAUUCUGUCGGACUUGGGAAAUUUCAUCUUGCAGGACGCAAAUUCUGGAAAUAUCUUCUGGCAAAGCUUUGAUAAUCCAAGUGAUACUCUUUUGCCAGGAAUGAAGAUGGGAACAAAUUCGAGGACUGGAGUAAAGACUUAUUUAACCUCUUGGAAAAGCGACACUGAUCCAGCACCGGGAAAUUUCAGUUUCGGUAUCUCACCAGAGAUGCCGCCUCAGUAUUUCAUUUGGAAAGGAUCAACCCCUUACUGGAGAACCGGACAGUGGGACAAGUCGAUGUUUAUUGGAAUGCCAUACAUGGAUCAGAGAUACGUGACUGAUUUUAGUCUUCAGCAAGAUCCAGAACACGGAACGGUUUUUCUCUAUAUACAAAGCUCCCCGAAUUAUCCAUUCUUUUACACAUCCAUUUCGUCAGAAGGACAUCUGGAGCAUAACUUUUGGGAUGAAAAGGCGAUGAACUCGGUAACAAAUUGGGAGGAGCCAAGAAAUUCCUGUGAUACUUAUGGGAAUUGCGGUCCUUGCGGUGUUUGCGUGGCGUUCGAUAUGCCUAUAUGCAGUUGUUUAGAAGGGUUCAAACUGAAGUCAAGCGACCAGUGGAAUGAAAGAAACUGGACCUCAGGGUGCAUCCGAGAAAGUGAACUGAAUUGUCAGAAAAACAUGAGUACAACUGGGAAAGAAGAUGGUUUUCUGAAAAUCGGUCACGUGAAAUUGCCUGAUCACUCUGAUUAUUUACCCGACAUAUGGGACACAGAAGACUGUCAAAUCUGGUGUCUGAAUAACUGUUCCUGCAUGGCUUAG